AUGAGCACUAAUGAUUUAAAAAAUUAGCCAUUCCAAUGGGAUCUCUUAUAUAAAUUAUAUAAACCAUAGUUAUCAAGCGAGAUAUUGAACUUGAAUUUAUUUGAAGAUAAAAAAGUUAAUUCAAUAUUUGCAAAUUUUCUUAUAGCGUAUUCAUUUGAAAGGGGGACACAAGUUCCUAAAGAUACCUAAAAGGCCCUAUAAAUGUAUAAAUAUAAUGCAAAUUAAUUACUGGACCCACUAAGUCUUUAUCGUCUUGCAGAAAUUUAUUCUGUAAAGACAGAAUUUAAUAUUGAACCAAAUUUUUAGAAUUCAUGGUACUACCUUCUACUUUUUUCGAGUAUGAUUUAGCCAAUUUACGACAUAGACUUUUUUAAAGGAACUUCGUGGCUUAGUAGAAUCUUAAAAUAAGCAGAUCCUUCAUUUACAAAUAGUUAUAGCUUACUUAAAGAGUUAAUUCCUAAUGAUUUUAUUGAAUUAUCUGAAAUUUUAAUAAAUUUAAUACUGCUUAAGUUGGAUAUUAGUUAUGAGUCUAAAACAAACUAAGAAAGAUAUGACGAUAUGAUAGAAUAGUUAGGAAAUAUUCUAGAAACUCCCAAUAAAUAUAAUUCAAAUAUGCUUUAUUGCACUUACAAUAUUCUAUUUGGUAUAACAUUUUGUAAUUUUCCUGGCGUAAAAGAAAGAUAAUAUCCUAAAAUUCUUAAUAUACUCUCACAAUAAAUAGAACUUACUAACUACAAGGUUAAAGAGCUAUAAAUAGAGUCUCUUUUUACCAAGUAUUAAAUUUAGGAUAACUUCUUUUCAUAAAGACUAAGAAAUAGCUCAUAGCAAAUAUUCUGGAUAACUAUUUAAGCUAAACAUAAUAUGUUAGAAUAAGCUAAGUUAAAUAACAAUUAAUAACAAAUUAACAAUAUGAAUUAAAAAGAUGUUUUGAUUAAAGAAACAGAUGAAGUUUAGUAAAAUAUUUUGCAUUCGUUAAUUGGGAAUUAAACAAUAAAUCUAAUUUAGGAUAUUAUAUUGUGCAAAAGAAUUUAUGUAUAUUUGCUAUAUACUGGGAAUAUUAAAAUCGAGGAGGCUUUAUAAUAAUCUUAUAUACAAAUAGAACUAACGAAAAACGACCCUAACCUUUCAGCUUAAGCUGAAUACAUGAUAUCUAAAAUAUACUUUAAAUUAGAAUAGUUCUAAAAAGCAUUUGAGAUCGGAUAAAUAUCAAUAAAGAAAUUCGAAAAUAGAAUUGCAUAGUCUCAAAAAGAUCCUGAAACUCUGCUUUAGUGUUACUACUAUAAAGGCAGGAUGGAAGAAAAAUUAUAUAAGGAUAAAACUGAUGCAACUGAUUCUUAUAUGAAAGGAUUAAAAGUAUUCUUAGAAAACUAUGAAUCACUAUUGAAAAUUAACUCUUUUAAGCAUAUUAUUUAUUAAAAAGGAUUGAUUAAACAUUUACUUAAAAUAUCUGACUCUAUAAGCUAUAUUGAUUAAUUUGUACAAUAUGCCUAGCAAAAAAAUUUCAAGGUCCUAAUUCCCUAAAUUUAUUAUCAGCUCAAAUCAAAAUAAAAAAGUAUCAACUAAAAUAAUCAUAAUCAUUAAAAAGACUAAAAUGAGGAAGAAGUGAAAUAAACAUAAAAUUAUAAUUAAAAUGCUCAAGAAAUAAAAUUUUUUAAUGAAAUUUACAUACUGUGUAAAUCAGAAGAAGAUAUUGAUAUCCAUUCUUAAAGAGAUAAUUUUAGCUUUGAUGAAACAUUAAAUGAUAGUAAUUACAAAUUAACAUAUCAAUAGCGACCUUCUGAAAUGAAUAUUUAGGGAAUAAUUUCUAGCUAUAAAUCAAUUAAGUAGUAUGCAAAAAAUGAGAAGUUAUUCAUAACUUAAAAUCAUGUUUUUGAGUUAACCAAAAAGUAUGUAUUGAAUGAAUGUAAAAUGUUAAAGAUCGAACCUUAAGAAAUUAAGCUUAAAAGUAUGAUAAAAAAGGGAGAUUUAGGUGCUAUUUAUGGAGUAAGAUACAACUCAGAAUAUUACGCUGCCAAAGUCAUAACUUUUAUCAGCUAAAAGCAAUUGAAAUAAUUUAUAGAUUUUUAAAAUAAGCUUCCUAACUGUUUAAAUCUUUUAAGUAUAUUAGGUUAUUCAAUAAGCUAAAAUAAGGAUGGAGCAGUUAAUCUUUAUCUAAUAAGCGAAAUUAGACGUUCCAACUUAGAGAGUUCAAUGCAAAAGAAUGAGCUUACUAAAUUAGAAUAAAGAUUUAAAAUAUUUGAAUAAUUAUUGGAUUGUGUUAAUAUGUUGCACAAAAAUAAUAUUUAUCAUUCUAACAUCAAGGAUACAAAUAUACUGCUAGAUUCUCAGUGUAACGUUUAUCUAUCAGAUUUAGCUGUUUCUAGGGUAUUGAAAGACUAUGAAUUUGGAGAAAACUCUUUUAAAGAACCUUAUGGAGCUCCAGAAUAAAUGAAUUAAGAGGAGCCUAAUAACGGAAAACCAAGUGAUAUUUGGGCUGUUGGAAUUGUUUGUUUAUAGUUGUUUACCAACAUACAAUAAUACACUCCUUAAAAAAUAAAAGAAUUAAACAUAUACUCUAAUAAUGAUUUCAAAAUAAAUUCUGUUUCAUCUUCACCUAUUCCUGAGAUAAAUUAGUUGGAGAACUAAAUUAUACUUUUUAUAGAGUCUCUUUUAAGGUAAGAUCCUAAAAAACGUUUAUCUGCUAAGGAUGCUGUGAAAAAAUUUGAAUCAAUAAAGCUCAUUUUUAAUUCAAUAAAAAAGAUUUAAUCAUGA
Molecule: messenger RNA, 2751 nt
Organism: Tetrahymena thermophila SB210
Lineage: Eukaryota; Ciliophora; Oligohymenophorea; Hymenostomatida; Tetrahymenidae
Product: Serine/Threonine kinase domain protein
Exons: 3
Biological process (GO): protein phosphorylation
Molecular function (GO): protein kinase activity; ATP binding
Source: RefSeq, a predicted model, not a curated record